Molecule: messenger RNA, 1074 nt
Organism: Castor canadensis (American beaver)
Lineage: Eukaryota; Metazoa; Chordata; Mammalia; Rodentia; Castoridae
Gene: Tbata
Product: thymus, brain and testes associated
Source: RefSeq, a predicted model, not a curated record
AUGGCUACAGAUGUGAAGACUCAACCGGCUGAACACUCACUUCCACGUCCAAAGGCUGAGCUGAAGCCUGAGAAGAAGCCAGAGCACAAGCCACGAAUCCAUGGGGAUGGUGGAGCACAGAAAGAACUGGUGACCCCAGGCAUUGUGGAUUUUGAGCUGAUUCGAGAGGCACUGAUGACUCCCAAGCCCCGAAUGCCUGGAGCCUACUACCACUUUGGCCGCCUCAGCCACCAUUCCUUCUUCUCCCGGCACCACCCCCACCCCCAGCAUGUGACCCACAUGCCAGAUUUCACUGGGAAGCCCGUCUGUGUCAUCAGGGAUGAGUGCUCUAUGAUGCCCUUGCCUCAGUCCAUACUUUUUUCCCACUGUCCGAUGGGGAUACCAGCCAUCACUGUCCCCAUUGGGGACCCACACUCCAACCGGAACCCCCAGCUUUCUUCUGAGACCUGGAAGAGACAGUUGAAGGAGCUGACCUCCCGGGUGGCUGUUUUUACCAAGGAGAAUGAGCUGAAAAUCAAAGAGGUGGAAGAACAGAAGCAGGAGCCUCUUCCGAGGGAACAGGGAGCAAAGUACUCAGCUGAGACUGGCCGGCUCAUUCCCGCGUCCACUCAAGCUCUGACUCGCCGCAGCUUUCGCCAAGGCCAGCGGAGCCAUACUUCUGGCAGUGAUGGCAUCCAGGCCUCUUUCCUGAAGGACCAGGAGAUGCUGGUCCUGGAGUUACUUUGUCAGAUUCUGCAAACAGACUCGCUGAGUGCAAUCCAGUUCUGGCUGCUCUACGCUCCCCCCAAGGAGAAAGACCUUGCACUAGGACUCCUGCAGACAGCAGUGGCUCAGCUCCUUCCCCAACCCCUGACCUCCAUUCCAGAAGAAAAACUCUUGAACCAGCUCCAAGAAGUCCAAGAACCACAUCAAGAGAAGCAGCAGACAUCUUACAGUCAAUCCCUGAAGAAGGUGAAAAUGCCACCUCUUCCAAAAAGUGAGAAACCAGAGUACAUUGGAAAGGCCCAAGUCCUUCGACUGCAUUCCAGUGAGGACUCAGAGGAGAAAGCAGCCAAGCCAAAGGCAGAGAGCUGA